GCCAAGAUGAUUGUGAGAGAAAUACAUCCAGGAUUCAGACGGAGAGCCCAUGGUCUUCCAAAUCAAGGUACAGUAGUGAGUGGGCGGCAGGGCGGUGGAACUUUGAAAUAAUCCGCAGUUCCAAGUGCCAAGGAACCAAGUAGAAACCAGUUACAGCGACAGCUAGGGACCCCCGAGGGAAGCAAGCACGAUGUGAAAGACGUGCUUUUAUUUUGGGGGGGUCAAGGGGCUCAUUGGUGGCGAUCCUUAGGCAAGGAGGAAAAUGCUCAGCCUGCACAUCCCCGGGAGUGGGGGGAAGACAGCAGCCUUGUAACCCCGGAGAACAGGAGGCGGACUACAGAUCGAUGUGCACAGAGAAGUGAGAGGAUGUGAGGAAGACAGCAACAGAGAACUAGUGAGCCAGGCUGGAGUCAUCUGAUAGACACAGCAGCGAGAAUGAUUUAGGCUGCUGGGGAGGGUCCAAUGAGAAUUCAAGAAGGCACGGCUUCGGAAAUCCUGCUCUGAUCUUCCCACUUUCAGGUUUUAAGAGUUACCUGCGUUGGGAACAUUAUUAUUAGGAUUAAUAGUAUUCCAUCAGUAUUUCACUAGGCUUUCCCGGGCACCUUUCGCUCCCAGCGACAGGGGAGACAUAGUCAGGAAACCCCACACAACCAAACCCCAAAUAAGCCACCACCACUGGCCACAUUGUGAUGCCCAAAUCUUCAGCGAUUUGUAUUGGAGGGUGGGGGUGGGGCUGGGGGGGUAAGGGAUCGAAGAACCGAAGAUGCGGGCGAGGCCAGGUCUCGGGGCGCGUUCGGGGUGCUGCGCGAGGGAGGCUGGGGCCCGGGGACCGUGACCGCGCCACACGCGCCAGUGGAGGCGGCGGCAGCAGCCCGCCUGGGUCCCACUUUCUCGCCGAAUCCUGCUGCCCGAGACUCAAGCAAUUGACUUCCAUUGGACCCUCAGUCCCCAAACGCCUUGCUGGAAGAGCUAGAGCUUUAGAGGUGCUGAGGACCGUCCCUGGGGAGCAGGUGGCCGGCGGAGAAGCCCCCGCCUCCCCUCUGACAGCUGCACGGCUACCGAGGUCCAGUGCGCUAGCAAGGGCUUUGCGGCCGAACGCGUUAUGCCGUUUUCGUGUGCCUGUACUGCACGAACGAUCGCCCGAUCGAUCGAGACGGAGGCGCCGUAUGAUACAGGGAAUAAACAUUUGCCCUGGAUCAAAAUGUUCUUGGCUGUAUUCCAGACCUAAUGAUGUCCUAGGGCAGAAGAUUUUCCUUCGAUUUUCUCAUUUUACCAACAAGAAGAUUUCUAUGUGUGUUUCUGUGUUUUAAAGAGACUGACAAGUGCUACUAGGAAGGCCUAAUGUCCACCUGAAGAGGAUGAAUAUCCUCAACUAAGUUCUCUGCAAACGCAGCCUUAACGGUUGGGCUACCUGAAGUGCAUCAUUUCCAUAUACAACCGCAAUACCCAAACCCACCUGCAUGUUUGUUACUCAAAGGACUACAUUUGUUUAUUGAGGGCAUGACCCAACUCCAAUUAGAAAAAUCUAACAUUAAAAUGUUUAUCUGUGAAAUAAAUAUGAAAUUGCAGCUCUUAAAUAUUUGGGAAAAAAAGAGACAAAAUAAAAAGCAUUAAUGC
Messenger RNA from Tupaia belangeri chinensis (Chinese tree shrew), 1617 nucleotides. RefSeq lists its product as uncharacterized. Bases 690 to 1310 code for a protein of 206 amino acids. Lineage: Eukaryota; Metazoa; Chordata; Mammalia; Scandentia; Tupaiidae. The transcript is spliced from 3 exons. The record is from RefSeq and is a predicted model, not a curated record.